This is a messenger RNA of Sitodiplosis mosellana (orange wheat blossom midge), 849 nucleotides long. Its product is annotated as peroxidasin homolog. Gene Ontology annotation, biological process: homophilic cell-cell adhesion. The annotation marks the transcript as partial. The record is from RefSeq and is a predicted model, not a curated record. The transcript is spliced from 3 exons. NCBI's taxonomy places the organism in Eukaryota, Metazoa, Arthropoda, Insecta, Diptera, Cecidomyiidae. Gene Ontology annotation, cellular component: plasma membrane.
CAUAGUCGGCAGUAAAAAGAGUAAACAAUGAAGUACGCUUGAUUUGCUUUGUGUUCAAGGUUUUGAUUUCGCGCAUUUCAAUCGAAUGAUUGAAUUUUGCAUGAUAGUGAAGUAAUUUGGUUAAUGUGAAUCUACGAUUUAGUCAAAUUUAAAAGGAUUUGAAACCAUUGAAAAAUGAAUUUCGUUGGAAAUAGACACAAUUUUGCGUUGAUUUGGUGUUCUCUAACAAUUUUGUGUGGACUUCAAGCAUUGGAAUCGAAUGAAGCAUUGGAUUACGUGGCGAUACCGAGCGAAUGGUAUACAGUGACGCAUGGUACGGAUUUCAAUGUGACCUGUGAAGUGUCCAUGAGUUCAAUCAAUGUCACCUGGAAGAAAAUGUACGAGGAUAGCCUUGGUAUAAAUGUACAACAAAAUGGUAAUACUUUGAAAAUCGUAAAUUUUCAGCCAGAAAAUCGUGGUGUUUACCAGUGCUUGGUUAAUUCAAGUUUGGCAGUUGAUGGUGAUCACACAGUUAUUGAUAUGAAUCCUUUCGAGGCACCGCAGAUUGAAAUCCAACCGGCUGAGGUACAAAUGGUGCAAGAAGGUGAAGAUGUUCUGCUUAAGUGUCGAGCCGUUACUGGAGCACCAACACCAACUUUGAAAUGGGUGCGUCGUGAUCGUUUGCCGCUUCCACCGCUCACACAAGAGAAAUCACCGGGUACAAUUUUGAUUCCAAAUAUUGCUGUCUUUCAUGCUGGUGAAUACGAAUGUCAGGCUUCAAACACGGUUGGUGUUGCCAAUAGGACCACCACAAUAAUUGUCACAGCGUCUACUCUGGAUGUUGCUAUUGUGCCAAAUUUAGAAGAAAUC